Astyanax mexicanus (Mexican tetra) is the source of this 3232-nucleotide messenger RNA. RefSeq names its product ring finger protein 207b (gene rnf207b). Gene Ontology annotation, molecular function: Hsp70 protein binding; zinc ion binding; transmembrane transporter binding. Gene Ontology annotation, biological process: regulation of cardiac muscle contraction; regulation of heart looping. The coding region runs from base 928 to 2667 and encodes 579 amino acids. Lineage: Eukaryota; Metazoa; Chordata; Actinopteri; Characiformes; Acestrorhamphidae. Gene Ontology annotation, cellular component: perinuclear region of cytoplasm. The transcript has 17 exons. The record is from RefSeq and is a predicted model, not a curated record.
UAAUAAUAAUUCUGCUCUAAACAUACAAAAAAAAGCCAUACAAAAAACAUAGAAUUUGAACAGCAGUGUCCAAACAACUGUACUUCCUUUUAAAGAAAAGAGGUAUAGAAAGGUACUAUUUUCCUUCUGUUAGUUUUCCCAAUCCUGGUCCUCUUGGACCUCCAGAUACUUUGUAAAAUCUCAGCUUUGACGGGUUCUGAACAUCGAAGCAAGAGUACAGAGUUCCUGCUUGUAACUAAAAUGUAGACUGAGAUGUAAUUAGUUGACUUCUAGAACAUGUCUGUAAAUACAUUGACAUGCCAAAAGUCAUGGGACAGCAAUAUGUAAAUUGAUAAUACAUUGUUACCUUAAGAAAUGGCACAGAAAUUGAACAUUCUAUUGCCAUACACAGUGAACAGCACAGUGGGUGGUAUUGAUAGUGAUCAGCAGCAUAUUAGUUCCUGUCCUAUGAUUAUUGACAACCUAUAAGUUCAUGUAAGUACAUGUAAGAACAAUAUUAGCUUAGUGAUGAGCCUCAUUCUAUCUGAAAAACCACAGUGGUGUCAAGUUCAUAGAGCAGAAUGGCAUACACUGAUACAGUGUCCUGGUGCCAGGGCAUAACAGAGGCAGCUGCAGCCUGGAUUACCUGACUGGAAUCAACAGCUGCAGUAUAAAUCCUUAUCUUGUUUUAGCCUGAAUGGAAAUACACACUACAUGCUCCAUUAAGGCCACUGUGGCUUCAAACAAACACGGGGUGCUUAGGUUCUUGGCACUGGGUCCGUUAUCCUGAGCUGUGUGUGAUAGGAGACAGUUGCAGCUUCUCUGUGCUGUCGUUUCACCCGCUACAGAAUAGUAAGGCAUGCAACAGCUCUCUUCUAUACAUUAUCUAUGGAUACUGCGCAUGAGGAAAUGCAUUCAAAAUGGGGAGAAGUUCACAGUUGAACCAGCAUGUUUAUACAGCAGUCUGUUGUGAAAGGAAUAACUGCUCUGCCUCCAGAGGACCGCCUGCUGAAGUUCUUGGUGGAUAACUCGGUGGACUGUGAGGAAGCUGUGCAGUGUGCUAACUGUGACUGGGAAUGCAAGAAGCAGGAUGUGGGUACAAUGUAUUAUUGCAACACUUGUAACCAGCCCUUGUGUGGAGACUGCAGGGAAGCCACCCAUGCGGCCAAGAUGUUCUCGCGCCAUGAAAUUGUCCCCCUGGCCAAACGCACCAAGGAAGCCCAUAAAAAGUGUGCCCUCCAUGAAGAACUAUACAUCAUGUUCUCCACAGAGAAGAAGUCCAUGCUUUGCAUCAACUGUUUCAGAGACAUGCCAGUUGAGAGCAGAGCACACUGCAUUGAUAUUGAGACGGCGUAUAUGCAGGGCUGUGAAAAACUGGACCAAGCCGUCAUAGCUGUGAAGGAGCUCCAGACUUCAGCCCGGGAAGCCAUUAUUCUGCUGAAGGCCAUGAUUGGAGAAGUGCGAGCCAAUGUUGAUGAAGAGGAGACAGCGAUCAGCACUCUGUUUAAUAGCAUGCAGGAAAAGCUGGCAGAGAGAAAGAGAGUUCUUCUGAAAGCAGCUCAAAGUCAGCAUGAGGAAAAGGAAAGAGCUUUUAAAGAGCAGCUGUCUCAUCUUUCUGCUUUACUGCCGACUCUCCAGGUUCAUCUCGUCACAUGCUCUGCUUUUCUUAGUUCUGCAAAUAAAUUUGAGUUUUUAGACAUGGGUUAUCAACUGAUGGAGAGGCUGAAGAAGAUAGUGAAGCUGCCUCACAGGCUGAGGCCAGCUCAGAGCAGUAAGAUAAACACGGAGUACCGGUCUGAAUUUGCCCGCUGCCUGGAGCCUCUCUUGCUGCUAGGUCAACGAAGAUCAGUGUCCACGACAGGCAGUGUGUCAGGACUGGGCCUGGCCAAUGGCGUUGGACUGCUUCCCUCAUCACUGUCAGUGGCCUGUCACUCUCCAGCAGCCAGUGACAUGUCCCUCGGCUGCUCUGCGGUCCGUAAACCCACGUCUCAUCGCUACAUCAGCACUAAAGUCCUACUCGCUGAGGGGGGAGAAAGCCCCUUCAUGGAGCACUGCGGGAACUACGAGAACAGCUACAGGAGUUUGCAGACAGAGAUGCAGAAGCUUAAGGACCAGGUGCAGGAGAUUCACAGGGACCUGACUAAGCAUCACUCCCUCAUUAAGACAGACACCAUGAGUGAAAUCCUGGACAGGUCUCUGCAGAUGGACAGUGAGAUAUUGUCUCAGUACUCCUCUGUUGAGAUGAUGAGGGGCAUGUUUGAGGAGAUUUGGGAAGAGACAUACCAGAGGGUGGCAAAUGAGCAAGAAAUUUAUGAAGCACAACUUCAUGACUUGCUUCAGCUGAAGCAAGAGAAUUCCUACCUGACUACCAUUGCUCGACAAAUUGGCCCAUACAUCCAAUCAAUUGCAAAGGUUAAAGAGCGCCUAGAGCCCAGACUGAAGGAACCUAAGGAGCUCAAAGAUGACCGCACUGAGACUAUGCUGAAGAUUUACGAGGACAGCACCAUGACAGCUGAUACCCAGCAUAGCAAUGAAUUGACCUGCGCCCAUGAAGACUACUGCAGUAUACUCAGCAUAUCAGAUGACCCAAAUCUCAACAGCAAGGAUCAUCUAUACAGGCUGAGCAAGCAGAAAUGCACAACAGACAUGGGGCUCUGUUCCCCAGUGAUGAAACCACAUCUCAGUUGAUCAAGCAUAGGCUCAGUUCCCAUAAUCAAUGAAUUACAUGUUAAGACAAUACAAUAGACAAUGCACUACUGGUUAUGAUGAUGUGUAGAUCUUGAUCCUUUCCAGUAUGAACUUUUCCUAGUAUUUUGAACCUGCAUUUACAAAGCAAAUCCAUGCAUAAUGUUAUACAAAUAUUGUCAAAAAAACAAAGAAAAGUUGCAUACAGAAGGAAGGCUGUGCCUGAGUGUCAUGGAGUAAUUCAGAAACGUAGAGGGUCAUAUUUGGUCCUGCUAUUGUCUUGGUGGAGACGACCAACAAAUCCAUACACGGAUCAAUGGUUUGUUGUCAAGAGUCACAUGUCCAAAAGGUCUGGUGUUAUGCGAUAUUGAUCGAUGCCAGAUUACAGUUGGUCUUCAUUACUUCAUUAGGUUCUUUGACAGCCCAACAUUAGGUUAAUGAGGUUCUGGUACUGGCUGGAGAACUAAACUGAAAUUCUUAUAUAAAGCUGUACUUUAGCAAAGUGGCUUUACUGCUUGUUUUUACCUGACUGGUAAAAUUCAUACAUAAGGUGCACUGGAUUAUAAGG